UGCAGCUUCUAAAAUAUUAACUUAUCCAAUUACCAUGGCUGCUAUAUUACAUAGAUUUUCACCUUAUGCUUUUGAACCUAAGGGACCAGUUACUUUAGAAGGGUUAAGAUCAUUAUCUGCAUUACGUUAUACUUUAUACCCACCAUAUGCCAAGGGAAGAGAAUCCGAAAAUGCUUUCAAAGAAAGACCAAUGAGAAUUUUCAUUGUUGGUGCUAUGAUGGAAUCAAUGUUACCAGGUUUUGUUUGGAAACAAUUUGGUUAUUUAUUCCCAACUACCAAGUUUGAAAUUCAUUUAAUAGGUCCCGAAUCAUACUUUGAUAAUACAAAUAGAGUCUUCAGUUCUCCAGAACAGCAACACGGCCGUCCAUUGGUUGAAAAUUAUGAUCAUCAAAUUUCCAUUUUCCACCAUGGUAAAUUCUUUCAUGAAAUUUAUGAUACUGGUGAUUUGUUCCCAUUUGAUCCUUAUUUAGAUGUCUUUUUCUUAUUCCACCCAGGUUUCUCCACUGCCGAUUCGGUUCAUUGGAAUAAAACUUUGAAAGGUUUAUUAGAAUCCAAAUGUGCCGUUUACGUCUCGGGUUAUCACGAAGUCGAUAUGAAGAGGGAAUACGAUUGGUUAAUGAAUCAUGAAUUGAAAGACGAAAUUGAUAUCCUUAUGAAACCCGGCGCAAACAGAUUCGGCUGUACCAAAUUAGACUUGGUUGAUAUCAAUCCAACCGAGAUUUACCAAGCUAAUAGUGAUAUUAUGGGUUUUAGAGGUAAGAGAUAUCACGCUAUCAAGGCCUAAACAAAAGCCAAAUUUUUUUUUUAAAAAAAGGGACUCACAGGCACACUAAAUAGUUGUUUCUUGUAAAUAGUACUACUGUAUAAACAUAAAUUCAAUCUUCAUUUGGAAGAGGAAAC
Messenger RNA from Hyphopichia burtonii NRRL Y-1933, 900 nucleotides. RefSeq names its product Mss51p (gene MSS51). Gene Ontology annotation, cellular component: extrinsic component of mitochondrial inner membrane. The record is from RefSeq and is a predicted model, not a curated record. NCBI's taxonomy places the organism in Eukaryota, Fungi, Ascomycota, Pichiomycetes, Serinales, Debaryomycetaceae. The coding region runs from base 35 to 784 and encodes 249 amino acids. Gene Ontology annotation, biological process: mitochondrial respiratory chain complex IV assembly. The transcript has a single exon.